Messenger RNA from Erythranthe guttata (spotted monkey flower), 1209 nucleotides. Its product is annotated as chloroplastic import inner membrane translocase subunit HP30-2. Gene Ontology annotation, molecular function: transmembrane protein transporter activity. Lineage: Eukaryota; Viridiplantae; Streptophyta; Magnoliopsida; Lamiales; Phrymaceae. Gene Ontology annotation, cellular component: TIM22 mitochondrial import inner membrane insertion complex; chloroplast inner membrane. The record is from RefSeq and is a predicted model, not a curated record. Gene Ontology annotation, biological process: protein targeting to chloroplast; protein insertion into mitochondrial inner membrane.
CUGGCAAAUACAAAAAAUACUCUGUUAUCCAUUUCUUUCAUUUCUUUAAACCUCUUCUCCCCACAACCACUUCAGACUCAAUACCCAAAAACCCUCGCCGAUUAAUUUCUCGUAUAAGAAAAUCAUGGGCGAUGGCAAGCAGGGAGGUACGAUGGUGGAAAUACCGAAAUUUGCCGGCGGUUUAAUGGGGCAGUCUGAGCAGAACCCAAUCGCGGUGGUGCAGGCCAAAUUCAAGGAGGUGGAGCAUAAAUUCAAGGGGUGGCUGGCCAAGCAGUCUUUGCCGGUGGAGGCCGCCGUUGUCACCGCCACCAGCGCCGCUCAGGGCGCCGCAAUUGGCGCUUUCAUGGGGACGCUCACAGGUGACACUUCCUCGUUGAUUACUCCGCCGCCAAACGCCGCAGGUCUCAACCCGGAAGCUAUGGCUUCCCUUAAACAAGCUCAGGCUUUUACCGGAGGUCCUCUUGUGCAAGCGCGUAACAUUGCUGUUAUGACAGGUGUCAAUGCCGGCAUUUCAUGUGUCAUGAGAAGAUUGAGAGGCAAAGAGGAUGUUCAAUCUAGUAUGGUUGCAGCUUUUGGUUCUGGAGCCAUUUUUACAUUAGUAAGCGGCAUGGGUGGACCGAAUCAGGCAGCAAAUGCCCUUACAUCUGGUCUUUUCUUUGCUCUUGUUCAAGGCGGAAUUUUUCAGUUGGGGCAGAAGUUUUCACAACCACCCGUUGAAGAUGUGUACUACGCGAAAACAAGAUCCAUGUUGAGCAACCUUGGCCUGCAAAACUAUGAGAAGAAUUUCAAGAAAGGCUUGUUAAACGACAUCACUUUGCCUUUGCUAACUGAUAGUGCUCUCAAGGAUGCGAAUAUACCUCCUGGACCAAGGCUGCUUAUUCUCGCUCAUGUAGACAGCAACCCGGAGCUGAAAGAAAGACGAAGAGGGUCCCGCUGAAGUAUUUCCGAAGAAUUAAAAACUUGCCCAGUCUCUCUUCUUCCAUAUGAAGGAAACAACAACAAAUUUUUUUUUUAGUAAUACAAACUUGUACCUAAAUCCAAGAAUUGGGAAAAUAUGUUAUUUUGAUUCGUGAUUUUAUUUAUUACGUCAUCAUGCAUCUCAUUCAAUUGGUAAUUGCAAUAUUUACUGGUGGUGGUUUAGGGCCUGAGGCUAUAUAUCUAUGCAAUUGCAAUAUGUAUUAUGAUGAAUGAACUCUUCAACUUGUUCUU